AUGAAGUUCAACAGCGCUAUCGCUCUCUCCUCCCUCCUGGCUCUCGCCGUCGCCCAGGACUCUUCCUCCACUACCAGUGCCGCGACGACCACUGCUAGCUUGUCUCCUCAGGCUUCCUGCGCUACCAAGUGCUCCGCAUCCGACAUCUGCUGCAUCGCCAGCUGCUACAGCGUUCCCUGCCCCGACAACGCCCAAGCCAACGACACCACCAGCUGCGUUGCCGCCUGUCCUCAGGGUUCCGGCUCCCCCAGCGACCAGAAAUCCUACGCCAGUUGCCAGAGCAGCUGCUACAGCAGCUACUUCCUUCCCGCCACUGCCACGGGAGCGUCGGGCUCUUCCGCUACCACUGCCGGCUCCAACGACGCCAGCACCACCAAGAGCGGAAGCUCCUCUUCGUCGACCGGCUCUGGCUCCGACUCCAAGUCCGGCUCCGGAACUAGCACCGCGACUGGUGCUCACGCCAGCAGCACCGAGAACGCCGCUGCUAUUACGCAGCUCAAGCUGGGCGUUUCCGCAGCCGGUGUUCUUGGCUUCGUCUUGGCUGCUUGGGCUCUGUAA
Molecule: messenger RNA, 558 nt
Organism: Aspergillus tubingensis
Lineage: Eukaryota; Fungi; Ascomycota; Eurotiomycetes; Eurotiales; Aspergillaceae
Exons: 3
Coding region: 1-558 (185 amino acids)
Source: RefSeq, a predicted model, not a curated record